Messenger RNA from Podospora pseudocomata, 756 nucleotides. RefSeq lists its product as uncharacterized. The record is from RefSeq and is a predicted model, not a curated record. The coding region runs from base 1 to 756 and encodes 251 amino acids. Lineage: Eukaryota; Fungi; Ascomycota; Sordariomycetes; Sordariales; Podosporaceae. The transcript has 2 exons.
AUGGGCGUUCUUCGCACCGCGGUCAAGCAGUUCAGCAACACCUACAUCAUCUUGGACGGACUAGACGAGUGCCCCAGGAAGACCGGCCGAGGGUGUCUGCUCAAGGCGAUCGAGGAAAUGCGGGGCUGGUCAGACUCUCGACUGCAUCUGCUCGUGUCUAACCGCGAUGAGCCAGAUAUCCGAGACUAUCUUCGCCUGGCCACUCACGAGGAGGUCAAGAUCAACAAUGUCGACUUGGACAUUGAGACGUUUGUCACUGGAACCCUGCGGAACAACCGGAAUCUUCAAAGGGUGAGACAAUUUCAUCCCCUCAUUCAGGGUGCUCUUAUUUCGAGAGCGGAGGGAUCAUUCCGAUGGGUCGAGUGUAUGCUCACAGCCCUAGAAUCCUGCCCGGUGGUAGAAGCACCAGUCAAGAGCUUGUUUUCCUCUGUGCCAUACCCCUUGUGUGAAACCUAUGAGCGUAUGCUUCUAUAUGUCGAACAAGGCUUUCUCGAAGAUGCAAGGAGCAUCUUGACAUUGCUCUGCUCUGCUGAGCGACCGCUGACUGUUGCGGAAGUUGAUGGCACCUUGAGGAUGGGGCUUGGCGCAGAGGAUAUCCUUCUCUGCUGCCCAGGGCUCGUGGUUAUCGAGCACAACCAGGUCAGGCUGGUGCACAGUUCCGUGAGGGAAUAUCUGCAGUCGGAAAAUCUAGCUCAGGCGAAGUUUAGGGCAUCAAAUUUUUGGGUUCGCAAUGUUCCCGCUCAGUCUCAGGCUUAG